Acanthopagrus latus (yellowfin seabream) is the source of this 5860-nucleotide messenger RNA. It is a transcript of the gene slc16a10, whose product is annotated as solute carrier family 16 member 10. Lineage: Eukaryota; Metazoa; Chordata; Actinopteri; Spariformes; Sparidae. The record is from RefSeq and is a predicted model, not a curated record. The transcript has 6 exons. The coding region runs from base 962 to 2437 and encodes 491 amino acids. Gene Ontology annotation, biological process: transmembrane transport. Gene Ontology annotation, molecular function: monocarboxylic acid transmembrane transporter activity.
CACAACUGAACAGUGUUGCAUCAUUCUUCUAAACAACUGAAGUAGAUGGGGACUUGUUUUUUUAAUGUAAAAAAACAAACAAAACAACAACCUUAUUAAACACAUAAAAUGGCUCAAUACAGCUCAGUCGACAUAGUGGAAGCCUCUAGAAGACCUAAGAUCUCAAAUUGACUUUAAAAGAUGUUAAUUCCCCCAGACCUGCAUUCGAGCUGUUUGGCUGGACUGGUCCUCCCCCCAUUGUAAAUCAAGUCUCCAGCUACUUCUGUUGUUUAGCAGAAUGCAGCAACACUGUUUAGCUAUGAAGCUCCAGAAAUGUUCUGUGGACUAUGAAACCUCUGACUUUAUAUCAUCAUGGGCGGAGGAGAUGAUGACUGGAUUUUUAGUUUUGGGUGAACUUAUCCUUUAAAUAUUCUGCUCACUGCACAUAUCCGUCUGCACGGCUGUCUCUCUGCUUGCCUUGCAGUUUAUCUAUUUUUAGCAGGUCGGAAGUGAAGUGAAACCUUCACAAGCACACUGGGGGAGCUGCUGGAGCGAUGGACAAUGGGAAGGCUGCAUAAUAUGAGUUAGCUUUUUCUUAGUAGUUGCGCAAACCUACAUGUUAAAGCGACAUUAGUCUGUCUUUUAAUACGUGGUCGUCACGGGUAAAUGACAGCGACCAAUCAUCUGCAGGAUUCCCCGGAGUCCCGCCCCUCCGCUCUCUAUUUAUAAUAUUGCAACAGAGGCGUUCUGACAGUUACUGUAGGAACAGAUGUCGAUUGAUCCAUACAGCUCUUAACUUCAGCUUCACCUCAUGGAUCCAACCUUACUCUAACCAGAGAGCUGUCAAUAACUUCUAUUUGAAUUGUCAUCUGUCUUAAGCUGUCAUCGCAGGCUACAUACCACCAGACGACACCACGGCACAGAACAGCUGUGGCAGUUUGAAUAUAAACCUAACAGAGACUUAGUGACAGACAGCAACAAGAUGCCAGAGGGUAAUACUGCAGGGAAGGAUGAGGCACCCGCCGGUGAGCCCGCUGAGGAGCGGCGGCCGCAGGAGGAGAAGGAGGAGAACGGGGACAGCAAAGUGGUCGUCCAGACGCCCGGACCGGAGGAGGUCGAGUUUGUGCACCCCGAGGGCGGCUGGGGAUGGAUAGUUAUGCUGGCUGCCAUGUGGUGUAACGGCUCGGUGUUCGGGAUCCAGAACGCCUUCGGUAUACUCUUCCUCUCCCUCCUGCGAGAGUUCGGCUCCGAGAACGAUGAAGACCUCCGCUUCAGGACAGCGUGGGUGGGCUCCCUCUCCAUGGGGAUGAUCUUCUUCUGCUCUCCCAUCGUUAGCGUCUUCACCGAUGUCCUUGGCUGCAGAAUUACAGCUGUGGGUGGCGCUGCUGUUGGCCUUGUUGGCCUACUGGCCAGCUCCUUUGUCACGUCCCUUGGUCCCAUGUACUUCACCUAUGGCAUAGUGUUUGCCUGCGGCUGCUCUUUUGCCUACCAGCCCAGCCUGGUCAUCCUGGGCCACUACUUCAAGAAACGCCUCGGCCUGGUGAAUGGCAUCGUGACUGCAGGCAGCAGCAUCUUCACCAUCACCCUGCCCUUUUUGCUGUCAGGCCUUCUGGAAAAAGUGGGCCUCCAGAACACCAUGCGUGUCCUCUGCAUCCUUAUGUUCGUGCUGAUGCUGGCUGGCUUCACCUACAAGCCCCUGCUGCCAGUCAAAUCCUCAAACACCAGCACAGGCAGCCAUUGCCCGCCCAUGAAUCGGAUCUUCAACAUCAAUAUCUGGAGGUCUUUGGGAUAUCGCAUUUGGGCCUUUGGUAUCCCUGCAGCCCUCUAUGGCUACUUUGUGCCUUAUGUUCACCUGAUGAAGCACGUGGAGGAGCGUUUUGGACCAGAUGCCAGUAAGGAAGUUCUGCUCAUGUGUAUUGGCAUCACAUCUGGUGUGGGCCGUCUCAUUUUCGGCAGGGUGGCAGACUAUGUGAAUGGAGUCAACAAGGUCUACCUGCAGGUCACUUCCUUCUUUGUCAUCGGCCUGAUGUCCAUGAUGAUCCCGCUGUGCCACAUCUUCGGUGGGCUGAUCGCUGUUUGCCUGCUCAUGGGGCUGUUUGAUGGCUGCUUUAUCUGCAUCAUGGCCCCUAUUGCAUUUGAGCUGGUUGGGGCUGAAGACGUGUCCCAGGCUAUCGGCUUCUUGCUGGGUCUGAUGUCCGUGCCCAUGACUGUGGGACCCCCCAUCGCAGGUUUCCUGAGGGACAGGCUGGGCAACUACAACGUUGCCUUCUACUUAGCAGGCAUCCCCCCGAUCAUAGGAGGAGCCGUGCUUUGCCUGAUACCCUGGGUGGAGGGCAGGCGCAAGAAGAGGGAGAAGGAAGAGGCUCAGAGCAGGGAUCAGGACGUGAGUCAGAAAAUGAUAGAGCAUGAGAAGGCUCAGGGAGACGCACAAUGCAAAACUGGAGAGUCUGUCCUCUAAGAGCCCCGCUGAACAGACUGAACGAGAGACACAUGGGGGUCAGACUGAGACUGCUGAGUACUGAGAUACAGUAUUUGUGUUUUUAGCCAAGAUUGUAUUGACUGCCUUCUGGGUGAGAAUGUCUGAAAAUGCCAAAGUGAUGAAACAUAUCAGAUAGAGUCAUAGAUGAAUGUGAUCCUGAAGAACUAUGCAUUAGAUUGUUUCAGUUAGACUGAACUGAUCUUGCAGCAGGCAAAACUUGAAGUUUUAAUUGAAAAUGGAGAAAACUGCACAUUUCAUAUUAGCCACAAGGGAAAGAAGCUGUAUUUACUAUAACUGCAGCACAAUAGCUGUUGAUUCAGUGUUACCCAGUGACUUUCCAGAAACCAAACACUUUCAGGUGGCAUUCUUAAGGAAAAGGUGAACUUACAUCAUUCUUUACAAUCAGUUUUUAACACCAUCAUAUGUAUAAGGAAACAAUCUUGAUUUAGCCUCAAUCAGUAUCCUUGUUUUGCCUCAGUGCAAAGCAAAGUGGUCUUUCUUCUUGAACCCCGCCAUCUCUACUGUCCCCAGUGUCAGCUUGGACAGAAUUCUCCCUGUAACACCAUCUUUAAACAUGCCAAACUUGUAAAUAUUGGGGGGAAUCUGUUUAUAGUAUUUUAAAGGGAGUAUUUCCUCAGAGAGGUGCUCUGAGGUCAUGAUUAGUGUUAAUUAAUGACAAGCCACUGUGUCUGCCAGGCUACAUGUAGAGUAUACACUGAUAUAAUUGGGACUUUUAGGAGACAUCUUCAUUGUUAUAUCAUUUUGACCUCCCAUUGUGUGUAGAGGGCCUGAGUUGAAAUCCACAUUUAAGGCCACUAUUAUAUAAGUUCACAACGUGCUGCUUUUAGAGGCUGCUUCUAACUGAACCACACACGUGCCUGAGAAACUUUGACAGUGUUUCCGUGGCAAGUUUUAAAGACAUAUCUAUAAAGGAACAGUAAGACAUUUUGGGAAAUGUGCUUAUUCACUUCCUUGCCAACAGUUAGUUGAGAAAUCAGAUCCCACUCUCAUAUCUGUCCAUUACGUUUUAAGCUUUAGCUUAGCAACAAGAGUGGAAAUGGGGAAACUACUAGGCCUGAUCUGUACUGGAUUUUCAGCUUCUCUAAAGCUAACAAGCUAACAUUAGUGUGACGAUAAUGAAUUUUUAUCUAAUUUGUGUAAUACAAAAAAAUCAUUAAUGUAAAAACACAAAUUGUGGUCUUACAUGGGUACAAUAAGCAUAUUUCCCAAAAUGUCAAAUUGUUCCUCAUACAAUAAAAACUCUUAGCCAGCACAAGUACACUUGGUUUCAGUUAUGAACUUAACAUUGAGUCAUAAGAAAACAUUAACAUGUGUUUGUGUACAUGUCCAGUUAAUUAAUUGACAGUAGUAGUGACAUUAAGCAGUAUUUUCUUUUUAAACAACCAGUGGUGAGACUUAUUUUUAAAGUUGCUCUUUUUUCUAUACAAUUUGGUCCACCAUUUUCUGCAUAUACUUUCAUUUUGCUACAUGAAUUUAUAAUGUAAUGCUUUUGGCUGAAGUAGAAAGUAGACAAAGCUCAUAUGCUUCCUUACAUGAGGUUUGCCCAGUCGUUGACGCAGCCCAGGUCAUAAAACAGCCGUCACGUGUCAGCAACAGAUCAGCUGUGUGAACAGAUGACCUCUUAAAGGGACUAAAAAAUACACAAAACACUGGUGCUUAUGUAUUUCCUCACCACUUUAUUAAAAAGCUAAUACACAUUUACCUAUAGUUUCACUAUUUGAAAUGUAAUUGAGGACUGGAGUUUGACUAAUCAUUGACUAUGCCACAAGUAGUCAUGUUAAGUCAACUUAAUCACUAUCUCUAUGCCCAGUUCAUCAACCUUUAGUAGAAAGGUUUGUUUUAUGCAUUAAUAUUGUAUUUAUUUUUUAGCCAGGUACCACUUCAUAAUAACCAUCAUCAAUAAACAUUAAUGACUCAUUAAACUUUAGUUGAUAGUUAUUUAAAUAACUUUGGCUUUAUUAAAUAAUUGUGACGGUUUAAGGUUGCAAAGGUUGCAACUAAAUAAGUGUUCGUUGAUGAUGGUUAUUGUAACAUGUUACCUUUAGUCUUUGUGGAGAAAGUCAUGCUGUAAUUGACGGGCAUUAGCCUAAAUCCUUGAUUUCAUUUGCUGAAGACCAAAAUGUAUUGAAUUUAAAAUGGCAGAAAGUGAAUUAAACCUGUUGUGUUGCCGUGACACUUCUCCUUAAAGCCUGUAGUAGUGUCAUCAAACCAUCUGAACAUGUUAGGAAGUGACUCAUCAGUCCGUCACUGUUGACAGUGAUAGAUUGCUUUUGGAAAACUCUGAGACCUUUUGGAAAGCAGUGCACCAGCACUGAAUUUCUCUGGGUCAGUGAUGCUUCCUCUGCAGACCUGUGACACUGUCUACCUCAGAGCUCUGCCCCAGCCUGGACUAUUCCACCACCCCUGUUCCUCCACCAGAGGCAGCAGAGCAGUGUUCAUGUUUGAGCAGUGUGACUGGAGAAAUAAAAAUGAUUUAGCUGUUCGAACUUUGCUCUUUAAUGAAAAGCAUUUUUUGUUUAUGAAACAACAGCGUUUACAUCUUUUUUCCUCUCUAAAUAUAUAUAUUUUUGUUAUGAUUAAAUCAGAUCUGUUGCCUUUCACUUCAGUCCUAUCUUAUAAAUAUGGGACUAGACUAGACUUUAUUUUUACACUUUUUUUCUUGCUAGUUACCAAUGAGAGCCACAGGAAUUUCUUGUCUGAGAAAUUUGUACCUCUGGAUUUUGAUUGUAAAUCUCUUUGCCAUACACACAUCUAAAUGUUAUAUUAUGCUUAAUCGUUGUUUUACUCACUAAUUUAAUUUAGUUAUUGCCUCAAACCUGCUUUUAUCCAAAAAGACACUUUGAAAAAAACUUCUAAAAAUUGUAUGAUUUAUUUUAUUGAGUCAUGGCUUUAGACCACAUUUUUAGACAUGCGGCCUUAUAAAAUUGUCUGUCAUUGUAUCUACAGAGACUUCAUGUGGCAAAUAGGACUUUUUGAUAAGAAUAUAUGUUGUAUUGAAUGUUAUUGUUAAUCUGUAAUUUUUUCCGCUAUCUUCCAUCUAAUCCAACUCCUGGCUUUCUUCAGAAUAUCUGUAUGUAUUUUGUUGUUCCUGCAAAUACAGAUGAAUAUUACUGAAACUUUGCUGUAAGAAAGGCAUCUUUGCUACAUUCAUCCUAUUGUUAUAUAAUUUUUGUCUUAAUUUUUGUCCACUUAUUGCUUAGUUUAGUUUUAUUCAUACUUUUCUUUAGUACCUGAACUGAUUUCUGCUAAAAUAUGACUUUUCCAGUCUUUCUUAUCUGCUGCAGGUCUUGUGCUGAACUUCAGUAUAUGCAAUGUAUUACUAUGUAAACACAAUCAGAUUUCAACAUUUUCAAGACAGUAAAAAAAGAUGUUUGAAUUUUC